This is a messenger RNA of Didymosphaeria variabile, 690 nucleotides long. RefSeq lists its product as uncharacterized. The record is from RefSeq and is a predicted model, not a curated record. Lineage: Eukaryota; Fungi; Ascomycota; Dothideomycetes; Pleosporales; Didymosphaeriaceae. The transcript has 3 exons. The coding region runs from base 1 to 690 and encodes 229 amino acids.
AUGAAGUCUGCUAUCGUGCUCCUCGCUGCGGCGACUGUUGCCUCUGCGCACUCAACAUGGCAGGAUCUGUGGGUUGGGACUACGGACAAGGCGACCAGCUGCACGCGUACCGUCAAGGACAACAACCCGAUCGACUCCCUCACCUCGAAGGACAUGUUCUGCGGUCGUGGACCUGCCACCCAGUCCGGAGUUUGCGAAGUCGCUGCUGGCACUGCCCUCACCGUCGAGAUGCACGCUCAACCCGGUGAGCGCAGCUGCUCCCAGCCCGCCAUCGGCGGCAACCAUUACGGUCCCGUCUACGUCUACAUGGCGAAGGUUUCCGAUGCGACGACCGCCCAGACUGCGUCUUUCUUCAAGGUCGCAGAAGAUGGCUACACUGGCACCACUGCCUCGUGGGGCACUGAGAUCCUCAACGCAAACUGCGGAAAAAGGGCAUUCACCGUCCCCAAGAGCCUGGCUUCUGGCGACUACCUCGUCCGCGCGGAGGCUAUUGCGCUGCAUGCCGGUGCGCAGAACCCGCAGCCGUACGUGUCGUGCAUGCAGGUCAAGGUUACUGGCGGCGGUAGCGCAAACCCGGCUGGUGUCAGCUUCCCUGGUGCCUACAAGUUGAGCGACGCACUGUUCACCAAGGCCAUCUACGACUCGUCUUUCAAGUACACCAGCGUUGGACCGGCGGUCUGGACCGGUUAG